GUGGCGGCCAUGCCUGCGCAGAUGGCGGCAGCCGUGCCGACCAUACCUUCAGGGUCCGCGCACGUGCUGCAGCCCCAGGGCACGCUGGCCGGGUCGUUCGUGCCCCCGCUGUCCUCCAGGCACACGGUGCCGACCAACGGGCACGGGCAGCCGCAGCCCCACGUGCAGGCGGCGGGGCCGCCUCCAGGGCAGCUCCCGCGCCCGUCCCCGCGCAACGGCAGCUACGUCGCGUCGGCGCCGUCACCAGCGGCGACGCGUGCAGCAAGCGCGUCGGGAUCCUGCACCGUGAGCGUCCCCUCGUCGCCGGCGCUGCGCGUGCGCGACGUGCAGGCGGAGGCGCCCAAGCGCGAG
Messenger RNA from Prorocentrum cordatum, 351 nucleotides. Lineage: Eukaryota; Dinophyceae; Prorocentrales; Prorocentraceae. The record is from the annotation of a GenBank genome assembly.